Diaporthe amygdali is the source of this 1671-nucleotide messenger RNA. RefSeq lists its product as uncharacterized. The transcript has a single exon. Lineage: Eukaryota; Fungi; Ascomycota; Sordariomycetes; Diaporthales; Diaporthaceae. The coding region runs from base 1 to 1671 and encodes 556 amino acids. The record is from RefSeq and is a predicted model, not a curated record. Gene Ontology annotation, molecular function: protein binding.
AUGCAUUCAUUGAAGGAUUCCAAGAAGGUCCACUACUGUGCUGACGACCCACCUACCUGGUCAAGCUCGUUCGCGGCAUCCGAUAGCACACAUAUGCAACAAGACUCGCUACUGCAUGUACAAAUCGUUACACACCUCGACCUUUGCGAGAUGAAAAUCGAGCGAUCUGUUUCCACUGUGGUCUCGGAGGUGAAGAGCACAGCCAAUAGCUCCCCUGGACCUUCGCUGCAUGAAGCCGCCAAGAACGGGGAUGUCCGCAGCCUGAGGAAAUUGCUCCGGCCUGGCUCCGCAGCGGACGUCAACGAGCUUGACGACGAGGAUAGAAGCGCCCUGCACUACGCAUCCAACUCACUGAUCGCGGAGAAACUCAUAAACGCCGGGUCUGAAAUUGAUGUCGAGGAUGCUGAGGGCUACACGCCGCUGCACAGGGCCGUGGCAGAGCGCCGAAUCGACGUGGUCUGGCUUCUACUUGUUCAUGAUGCGAAGACCGACAUCCGAGAUGACGAUGGCAAGACGCCCAUGGGACAUGCCAAAGGCUGUCCGGCGGCGGAAUGGAUGCUUCGCCACGGGCCUUCAAACAGUCUUCUUCGCGCUGUGGAGGCCAAUAGGGCGGACGUAGUCGAAGCUCUCAUAAAUGCCGGAGCUGACAAGGAAGUCAGGGACGAGAACGACUUUGUUGCCCUUAUAGUAGCCACACUCCGGGGGUCCUGGGACGCAGCUCGCGUUCUUAUCGAACAAGGAGUAGACUUGGAUGUGUACGGGGACAUGGGCAACGGUGUGCUGCACAUGGCUGCCCAUCGUGCGCCUGCGGAGUUCAUGGGGUAUCUUCUCGACAAGGGCUUACCCAUCAACUACCAGAACCAUUGGGGCGGCACCCCUCUACUUGAGGCCGCUGAACGCGACAAUCGGGACGAGACAAUCGCUCUACUCCUGGAACGAGGCGCCGACCCGGAGCCGAGGAACAACGCGGGAUACACGCCGCUGCAGCUUGCCGCCCGGUCUGGCAAGAUGAAUGUUGUCAAGAUGAUAUUAAGCCGGAUGAGAGAGCGUGAGCUUCUGGGUCCUUCCUAUCCAUCUAAACCAGGGGCCGGCUCGUGGUACCCACUGGCCGAGGCGAGCUACCAUACCCAUCCUGAGUGUGUGCGCCUGCUGCUCGCGGCUGGCUCAGAGCUGAAUAUCCGGAACGAUGAGAGAAACACGCCGUUGCAUCUUGUGGUUUGGCCCACCAACGAGCAUCGCGAGGUCGAUGAUCAAACUGAGAUCCUUCAUCUGCUGCUUGACCAUGGAGCAUCGAUUGAUGCUAAGGGACAUGAUGAGAUGACUCCUCUCGCAUUAGCAUGCCGAUGGAACUCGCUUCCUUUGGUACAGAUGCUCAUUGAUGCUGGGGCGGAAUUGGAUAGCAUAUCCUGGCAUGGAAGGGGAGCGGAUCGUGAGUUCGGCUAUACGAGCCUGAUGCUCUCUGUGGCGUUCGGGGGCGAUGACAACCUGGACGUUGUCACAGCCUUGGUGAAUGCAGGGGCAGAUGUGAAUGCACGGACACACCGUAAGAAGUUGAACGCGCUGGAAAUGGCCCAGAGUCGAGGCAGGAUGGAUCUUGCCUCUGUCCUUGAAGAUGCCGGGUCAAUUUGUGAUAAACCUCGCAAUACUUCCAUAGGUCGAGGGAGGCGUUGA